This is a messenger RNA of Eimeria maxima, 561 nucleotides long. RefSeq lists its product as hypothetical. The record is from RefSeq and is a predicted model, not a curated record. Lineage: Eukaryota; Apicomplexa; Conoidasida; Eucoccidiorida; Eimeriidae. The coding region runs from base 1 to 561 and encodes 186 amino acids. The transcript has 3 exons.
AUGAAGCGUCUCCCAAUGGCGCCUGCAUCUACUCUGUUUAUUUUCUUAAUUUUCGCUUCCACCACAGCACAGAAAGUAGGGGCUGCUCAGCAGCCUGUCACCUUCGGCAGCGCCAUCGCCCUUGUUCACGAGGCCUCCGGGCACAACCUUUCUUGUUCUUUGCCCUUAUAUGCAUCUUUCGCCGUCCCCUUCUGUGGAUUAUACCUAUGCUUGUCCUUACCUUUCUCUUCCAAGUUUCUCGUUCUGUGGCAUUUCGUUGUUCCUCUGACCCGUUGGCCCGUGGGCUCUGCAUUGUCUGUGUAUUCUCGUGUCCGCACAGCGCAGCCGGCUUCAGAGGCGUCGUCUUCUUCCAUGUGGCAAGUACGGCCGGUAGUCAACCCUAUCGUCGCCCCCUUUGACCCGUCAUCAUCAUCUUCUGUUUCUGCCUCUUCUUUGGGAUUCGGAGUUGGUGUCCCCGUCGCGUGCGGUUCGCGUGUAGUUCUUCAGCACGUCAACAGUCAGGCAGCACUGCGAGCAGGACAGGCUGAGGCCCCGUUGUCUCCUAACUACGAGGUGGGUUGA